AUGUACCUGAUCACUGUGUUUGGGAAUCUACUCAUCAUCCUGGCCAUCACCUCAAACUCCCACCUCCAUAUACCCAUGUACUUCUUCCUCACCAACCUGUCCUUUGUAGACAUCUCUUUCACCUCCACCACCAUCCUGAAGAAGCUGUGGAACUUCCAGACUCAUAGCAAGAUCAUUAACUAUGCAGACGACCUCAUCCAGAUGUAUUUUUUCCUACUCUGUGCAGAGUUGGAUGACAUUAUCCUAUCAUCAAUGAGCUAUGACUGCUUCAUGGCCAUCUGUCACCCCUUGCAAUACACAGUUAUCAUGAACCCCCAGCUUUGUGGACUGCUGGCUCUAGUGUCCUGGUUCAUAAGUGUUCUCAAUUCCUUGUUACAUAGCUUAAUGCUGUUGCUGCUGUCCUUCUAUACAGGGAUGGAAAUGCCGUUUUUUUGCGAACUCAAUCAGGUAGUUGGGCAUGCAACUUUGCUGCUGGGUGGUGCUACCCUGGCUGGGGUCCUUUACUCUUACUCUAAGAUAGUUUCCUCCAUAUGUGGGAUCUCAUCAGCUCAGGGGAAGUCUUGGAAAGACAUGCAUGUUUGCACAGAACUUGAGACUAUGGAUCACAUCGUGGACAGGAGGCCAAGCUUGCUGAUUCCAUUUGGAGACAUGUAUUUCAUUAUCAUUUCUAUUGCGAGUGACUAUGGGAGGCAUGGUGGACACAAACUGUGUGAUAGAACAGGUCUCCUAAUAUGUAGAAAGAUCACCACGAUCAGCUGUAACAAACAGUACGUCAAAGUCUGCAUUCUCAGGAAAAGCAAUGAAGGUAGUGAUGCACGAAGGAAUGAUGUUACAAAGGGAAACACAGUCUCAGAUUUUUCUCUGUUAUAA
Ailuropoda melanoleuca (giant panda) is the source of this 870-nucleotide messenger RNA. RefSeq names its product olfactory receptor 7A10. NCBI's taxonomy places the organism in Eukaryota, Metazoa, Chordata, Mammalia, Carnivora, Ursidae. The record is from RefSeq and is a predicted model, not a curated record. Gene Ontology annotation, cellular component: membrane. Gene Ontology annotation, biological process: G protein-coupled receptor signaling pathway. Gene Ontology annotation, molecular function: G protein-coupled receptor activity.